Messenger RNA from Phasianus colchicus (ring-necked pheasant), 2099 nucleotides. Lineage: Eukaryota; Metazoa; Chordata; Aves; Galliformes; Phasianidae. The record is from RefSeq and is a predicted model, not a curated record.
CAGUGAUUCCACCUUCCCUGGGCAGCCUGUGCCAGUGCCUCACCACUCUUUGUGAAAAGAUAUCCAAACCUACAGCACUUACUGAGCAGUUAAAUGUGAUUGUGAUGUAGGGGAGAAGGGGUAAGCUGUGAGAGCAACUUAAGGAACAGUGCAGUCUGUCAAUGCUUCUUUUCAGGUGAUAAGAGAUGAGUGUGUUGAUGUCCUGGUGGCUGCUGCUCCUUCUGGUCAACUUUGGCUCACCUGCACCCAGGUUUUCGGAAAACGAUAUUUGCCUCCUAGACAACAAUAAAUUGAGGCAAAGGUUAAAACAUCUUCAAGAUCUGCUUUACUUAUAUGAACUGCAGCUGAAGGACAUCCUGGAGAACACUUAUCAUAGGACAAAAAGUGGGCUUUUCUCAGGCAACAGGAGCAUGCAGCAUGAGGCUCUUUUACCCACAACCAGUGGAAAUUUGAUAGUCUAUGACCAAGAUUGUUCUGCAGUGUAUAAUAGGAAGAAGACCAAAAGUGGCUACUACCGAGUCAGGCCCAGGGCAGACCAAGAGCCUUUCCUGGUGUACUGCGACAUGUCUGAUGGUGGUGGAUGGACUGUAAUUCAGCGACGGAGUAAUGGCAGAGAGAAUUUCAACAGGAAGUGGAAUGAUUACAAACUGGGAUUUGGGAAGUUCCAGGGCAAGAAUGAUGAAUACUGGCUGGGCAACGACCACAUCUAUGACCUGCUUGCUAGAGGAGAGAACUCAUUAAAGAUUGACCUGAUGGACUGGCAUGGGGAAAGACGUUAUGCAGUAUAUGAAAACUUCCAGCUCACCAAUGAACAGGACAACUACAGGUUAUGGUUUGGCACCUACUCUGGUAAUGCUGGUGACGCUCUGUCCGGUGGGAGCAGUUUUGAGGAUCAGUGGUCAGCCUCUCACAGAGGGAUGCAGUUCACCACAUCUGACAAGGAUCACGAUCGAUUCCUGGCAGGCAACUGUGCAUUGGAGAGCAGUGGUGGUUGGUGGUUUAACAGGUGCCACGCUGUAAACCUCAAUGGACGUUACUACAAAACAGGAAGGUACAAUGGAUCCCAUGACAAUGGCAUUGUUUGGUCUACGUGGCACGGGAUGUGGUACUCGCUCAAAUUCUCGGCCAUGAAAAUCAGGUCUCCGUUCUUUGUUGACAGUGAGAGUGGAGAUGGUGAGGAUGGUCAGGGCAGCUGAAAUCUGCUGCUUUGAAAAGUGAAAAAGUAUAAGAUGAAAAGAGUUUUGUAAAUUAAUAGCCAGCUUGCUGCUGCUGCCAAUUGUCAAAACUGCACUGUGGUAACUGUAGUUGCAGCUGUUUCUUCUAGCUGAGUUGUGAGUUGUUUGAGGACAGCCAGCCAACAAUCUAAUGAAAAAUGUACAGAAAACCACAGCUUCCUUUUUCAGCAGUUUUUGGGACUUCACUGCAGAGUGUUUCUGAAAAGCUCUUUGGAUCUUGAAUGAUCAAGCACAUUCAUUUAGCUACCUGUACUCCUCAAGGGUAGGUCUUUUGUAUCUUGAUUGUGAUGGUCAGUGCCUGAGAACAUGAUAACAGAAACAAUGAGGUGAUAAGGAAUUGGACUUCAUCUGGUGUGCCCUCAUUAGUGCUUUGAUUUGGAUUAGCAGCAUGUUUUUAAGCAACUCUCUAUGGUCACCAAUUGCUACAUUUUAGUUUCAGAACACACCUAGAAUGUGAAACCAAGCCAGAAGAUGGAUUUCUCCAACAGCUAAUAAGCAACCUGACUAUUUUCAAGUAAGACUACUUCAAAGUAAGCCCCCACAGCAUGAGCAAUGUUGAUGCUGCAUUUCACUGUUCCCAGCUUUGCUCUGCAGAGCCACUUCUACAGUAUACUGGGGCGUGCUAAUGCAAUCAUAGACAAUGCUGGUAACUAUAUUUAAGUCUCAGAUUUGAAUAAGGCAGAUUUUACUAAAUUUAAGAUUAGAACAGAUACCCUUGAGAUUGCCUUCAUAAAGGCAAUCAUGAUCCAUCUUUAUGUUCUCAUGUAAUUUACCAGACCACUUUAGAAUUAUUGAAUCAUAGAAUUGUUAGAGUUGGAAGGGACCCCCAAUGGCCAUGUGGUCCAACUCCCUUGCAAUGAACAG